Triticum urartu is the source of this 3393-nucleotide messenger RNA. RefSeq lists its product as uncharacterized. The record is from RefSeq and is a predicted model, not a curated record. NCBI's taxonomy places the organism in Eukaryota, Viridiplantae, Streptophyta, Magnoliopsida, Poales, Poaceae.
UGCAUCUUCCCGAUCUCUCGCGCUGGCGGUUGCCACUUCGAUGGAAUCCUAUGGGAAUUUCUGCGCCGCCUUCGCUGCCCGUUUCCAAUUUGGUUUCUUCUCUCCCGCCGUUUCCUAUAAAUACUGCUGCCCUUCUGCGCCCGUUCCUCAUUCCCUUCGCUUCUGCCUGCCCUUCUUCUUUCUUGAGCAGUACUGACGGUCGGGCGAUGGUUGGGCCUGCUGCUGUUCGAUCCGGCGGACGCCGUCGGGGCCGCCCUCCUGGGAUUCGGGUGGCCGUUAUUGCCCGUGUGCGCCGCGCUGGUGAUCGCCUUUCUUCCGUGGAUUCGUCGUCGGCGAUGGCAGCCGCUGGUGGGUGUGGCCGGCCAGCUACAGUUGAUUCGGAUUGCCGCUUCCGGUAUGGUCCUCGCCGGCCGUUCCGUUCUUCUCGGAUUGGUGCCCACCGAUUCGAUUCGCCGGAAGAUUUUAAUGUGGACGUUGAUAGUCGCCGUCGGGAGAUUUCAUUAGGGAAGCGGCCUGUAGAUUGUAUCAUUGGUUCUGCUAUUAGUGCGGGUUCUUCUUCAGCGGUCGACGGGUUUGCUUCGGCUGUUCGGUCUGUCAGUGUGCGACCUGAUAGUUUGUCUGUCCAAGUUGUUGACGGAUCGAAUGUUUGUCCUGCCGGUUUUCCUGCUGGUGUUUGCCUUCAUGGUUCAUUGGGCGGCAGUACAUUUUCCCGCUGUCGUCCAAGAGUGGUGCCCUUAUGUGCUGGUGGUGCCUUCGGUCGGCCUACUCCUCUUGGUAAUGUGUUGCCUACUCCUAUUAUGGAACACUUGCGUGUUUUGCGUGUUUUGCAUGCCUGCCGUAAGCGGACGGUGGUGCGAUCGUACUGGUUGGGUCGGAAAAGAGUGCGUGGGAUGCAGCCUCCUUUUUCUAAGGAUUACAUCCAACUGCUUAAGGCUACUUUUAGGAGGCGUUCCUAUUAUGGCGGGCCGGAUUUGUGUUGCCAUCACUGUGGGGCUUUCUUUUGGUUCCGUGAAGGAUCUGUUCACCAUGCUGACGUAACUUCUCGCUCUCCUGUUUACACGGGAUGCUGUCGGACGGGUAGGAUUUCGUUGUCGAAAUUUGGUGAUUGGCCUUCUCCUUUGGAUAGGCUGAUGCGUUUUGAUGGAGACGCGGUUUCCUCUCGGUUCAUGCGAUUAAUACGGCAGUAUAAUUUUAUGUUCUGUUUUACGUAGUUGGGUGCACAGGUUGACCGCAGUAUCAAUGUUGGAGGUGCUCCAUAUGUUUUCAAGAUGAAUGGGGUUGUCUACCAUCGUAUAGGUUCAUUGUUGCCGGCUGAGGGUGCAACUCCCAAGUUUGCGCAAUUGUUCAUGAUAGACUCUGCUGACUAGUUGGACUGUAGGUUGAAUGUGUUUGACAGAGAAGAAUCUUCUUCCCUUGAACCUGAUCCUGAGAUUGUUUCUUCAUUGAUAAACAUGCUUAAUGUGCAUCACCGUUUGGUGCACAAAUUUAGAAUUGCACGACAGAGUCUCUGUACUCCUGGUGUUUCUGUUGUCUCGAUUCGUUUUUUGGGCAACGAUGGUGGUGCCCAUGGUACACGUUUUUCUGGCCCUACUGCUUCUGAAGUGGCUGCCCUUAUUGUUGGUGAUCUGACACCUGAAUGCAGAAGGUUUGACGUCAUUGCUGAGACGCGGUCUGGUUCGUUGAAGCAUAUAUCUUCACUUAAUUGCAACCUUAUGGCUUUACAAUAUCCUAUACUUUUCCCAUAUGGUGACAAGAGCUAUCACCGUGGCAUUAGAUAUGUUCAUGCUAGUGGUUUCCCGGCCACAUGUUAUGCAAAUGUGCAGGCCGAAGGUUGUAUGGACGGCGAAGAUUCCGACGAUGAUGUCGACUGUAAUCCCGAAGAUGCUGGCAUUUCUCGUGGUCAGGUUACCAUGUUGGAGUACUAUAAGUACUAUGCUCGCUAUCGUGAAGGCGAGGUGAAUCCUUACACAAGUUGUGGUCGGCUGAGCCAGCAAAUUGCUGUCAAUGCUUACUUUUGUGUAGAGGCUGAUCGUCUAGAGUAUCAUUUCCGUAAGCAACAUAAUCUUCGAUCUGAGACCUAUCAAGGCAUAUCUGAUGCUAUGGGUGAGGGUAAUUCAACUGGCAAGAAUGUUGGUGUGCAGUUUAUACUGCAUGGCAGUUUUACAGGCGGCCCGCGGUAUAUGCUUCUGAAUUAUCAUGACGGGAUGGCAAUCUGUCGGCAGUAUGGUGCACCUGAUUUGUUUAUUACUUUUACAUGUAAUCCUAGGCGGCAAGAGAUUGCUGAUGCUCUCGCUGCCGAACCUGGACAGACUACGGCUGAUCGUCCUGAUAUUACUACUCGAGUUUUCAGUAUGAAGUAUGAGGAAUUUCUUGAUGGGGUUAAAGAUGGUACCUUUUUUGGUGCCGUUCAAGCAUACUUAUAUGUUGUGGAGUUCCAAAAGAGAGGGCUGCCACAUACGCACACGUUGGUGUGGUUGAAGGCGGAUACCAAAGAUCCUUCUCCUUCGUUUAUAGAUGGACUAAUUUCUGCAGAGCUGCCGGAUCCUUUAGUUGAUCCAUUAGGUUAUGCUCUUGUUGAUGAGUUUAUGGUGCAUGGUCCUUGUGGAGUGUAUAAUACUAAGUGUGCCUGCAUGAAGAACAAUUGUUGUUCCAAGCGCUUUCCUAAACCGUUGAGCGAGGAUACAAUGGUUGACCAUGUUGGAUAUCCAGUUUACCGUCGACGUGAUACUGGUUUGUAUGUACUUAGACAAAAGGAUUCGCUACGUCUGGGAAAUCAAUGGGUUGUUUCGUAUAAUAUGAAAUUGUUGAAGAGAUUUGAUGCACAUAUAAACGUUGAGUGGUGCAACAAGACGAACUUGUUAAAAUAUUUGUUCAAAUAUCUCACAAAGGGUCAUGAUGUAGUUCGUAUGCGUUUCCACGUUGAAGAUAGACCCCCAGGUGUUUUCACUGUUCCAUGUCCUAUUGGGAGGAAUGAAAUUGACGACUAUAUCAAAUGCAGGUUUGUUAAUAUAUUUACAUAUAUUUAUGUUUCUUAUUGAUUCGUUCUUAUAAAAUGAAAUUUUGAAAUGUAUAAGUAUCUGUCUGCUUGUGAGGCUUUUUGGAGAUUGUUUGCAUACAAUAUCCAUGGUCGCCAACCUUCUGUCGAGCGGUUGGUUGUUCAUUUGCCCAAUAUGAACAGAGUCAUAUUUGCAGAAACAUAAGUUGGUCCCACAGACAGCGACGAUCCUAUUAUCACAUACACAGGCGCACACCCUCCCGUCGGACGUAUGCAAGAAUUUGCAAAAUCACUUUAUCAUUACAUCACAGGCACCAAUCCUGCAGGAGGAUAUACUAGGAUGAUCUAAUCCACUAGCAGCUACUUUUAGCUUAUCAAUAUAACCUGUUUGUAUCUUU